AUGGGACAGAAACGACCGAGAACGAAUCUGGAUCUGGUCAACGAAUGCGACAACUUUCCAUACUACUCAGACGGUCCCGAGGUAUACAAGGCAACUCUGCAGGAUUACUAUCAUUUUCUCCUGGAGGGAUAUGAGACAUGUCUGGGUUAUGUGACUUCGACAGUCGCAGCUCAACUACCCAUCACCCAACACUGGACUCGCGAUGACAGCAAAAGGCGUCUAAUCUUCCAACCCCGCGAUGAUAGCGGUGCACCAGUCCAGACACUGGAGGAGCGGAACAACAUCUUGGCAGAAUACCUCCAGGACGUCAGAGAGAGAAAGAUCUUUCGCGUCUUAGACGGUUGGCGUGCCGAACUCUAUCCAGUAUACGGUCCAAACAAGGAACUGCUGUUGAACAUGGAACGGUCCGCAUCGCCUCUGUUUGGAGUGGUCACUUAUGGUGUCCAUCUGACAGGCUAUGUGAGGACUGACGAGGGUAUGAAGAUAUGGACGCCUCGACGCUCCUUGACCAAGCAAACGUAUCCCGGCAUGAUGGACAACACCGUCGCCGGCGGCAUCAGCACCGGAGAAAGGCCGUUCGAGUGUUUGGUGAGGGAAUGUGAGGAGGAAGCCUCACUUCCCGCCGAGCUUGUCCGUUCAGCAGUCAAGGCUUGUGGGACACUGACAUAUUUUCACGUCCGCGAUGCCAGAGCUGGAGGGGAGACAGGACUCUGUCAGCCCGAGGUCCAAUACAUUUAUGACCUAGAAAUGCCGCCGGAUGUCAUACCCAGUCCGGGGGACGACGAAGCAAUUGACUUCCAGCUCUUGACGGUGCAGGAAGUUCAAAAGGCAAUGGCCGACGGAAGGUUCAAGCCAAAUUGUGCCCAUCUUUUGCUGGAAUUCUUCAUCCGGCAUGGCAUUCUGACCGAGGAAAAUGAGCCCGAAUAUAUCGAGAUUUCGUCCAGGCUCCACAGGAAGUUGGAAUUCCCAACUGCUUGA
Messenger RNA from Capronia epimyces CBS 606.96, 978 nucleotides. RefSeq lists its product as uncharacterized. Gene Ontology annotation, molecular function: 8-oxo-dGDP phosphatase activity. Bases 1 to 978 code for a protein of 325 amino acids. The transcript has 2 exons. NCBI's taxonomy places the organism in Eukaryota, Fungi, Ascomycota, Eurotiomycetes, Chaetothyriales, Herpotrichiellaceae. The record is from RefSeq and is a predicted model, not a curated record.